AUGCGUUUCGCUACCGUUGCCGCUGUCUUCGCUGGUGCCGUCUCGGCCAAGACUGUCUACUCCACGGACUACGUCACCGUCACCUCUUGCGCUCCUGAGGUCACUGACUGCCCGGCCCGCUCGACCGCCACCUACAGCUCGGUCUACCCCGUCGGCCCUGCCUCCAGCUCUUACCCGGUUGUCCCCAGUGCCAACACCACUGCUCCCUACCCCGUGAGCUACCCGGCCACCACCGGCCCGGCCGUCCCUACCACCGUCAAGCCCGCCACCUCCGGCUACCCCGUUGAGAGCAAGAGCACCAGCCCUGCCACUGGUGUCUCCUCGGUCCUGACCAUCUCCACCACCACCUGCAUCCCGACCGUCAUCUACUCCACCGUGACUGCCACCCCCUACACCGUUUCUUCGGCCAAGCCCUCCGCCGGCACCACCAUCCCCGGCCACAACGCCACCGUCCCUGCCGUGCCUUCCUCCACCUACCCCGUCACUGCCGGUGCCGGAAGCGUUGCUGGCUCCCUCUUCGCCGCUGCCGCCGGUCUUGCCGUCGCCGUCAUGAUGUAA
Neoarthrinium moseri is the source of this 558-nucleotide messenger RNA. RefSeq lists its product as uncharacterized. The record is from RefSeq and is a predicted model, not a curated record. Lineage: Eukaryota; Fungi; Ascomycota; Sordariomycetes; Amphisphaeriales; Apiosporaceae. The coding region runs from base 1 to 558 and encodes 185 amino acids. The transcript is spliced from 2 exons.